Molecule: messenger RNA, 1014 nt
Organism: Funneliformis mosseae
Lineage: Eukaryota; Fungi; Glomeromycota; Glomeromycetes; Glomerales; Glomeraceae
Source: the annotation of a GenBank genome assembly
AUGACGCUUCGGCCUCCAAAAUCUUCAUACAACCAAGCCAGUGAAAAGGUAUGGUUCUCCUACGUACCAAACGCUACUAAAUUUCAACAUGGACUCCUAGGCAUCAACGACUCAUAUGUAGCCGGCAACUUGCACCUCCAAUUCCCCGAAAACGAACCCUUGAAAGCCAAACGAAUCGAAGUAUCUAUCACGGGCACCGAAUACGUCCAUUGGACCGAACAAGUCGUCGAAAACGCAUACAAUUCUUCUACCAAAUCGUAUGAAGUUCGAACACGUACAAUCCAUUACAUCCAUGAACAUCAAAUUCUGAAUCGAUCGUUAUUGUUGUGGCAAAAUAAAGAGUUCUAUCAAAAGAUUACAAACAUGAAAUUUCCAUUUAAGCUUCCAUUACCUAACAAUUUGCCACCAUCGAUGAAUUUAAGUGACGGGAUCGGUCAGAUUAAUUAUGAAGUGAACGCUAAAAUUAAGAGGAAGCGGAAUUUUUGGAAGUUUAAAGGUUCAAAGAAAUCGGUUAAAUGUAUGUGUUCGAUCACCCGAUAUCGUUCAAUGCCAGUACCGGCGUCUACUCGGUGGACCGAAUGGGAUGAUCCGAAAGCUAUAAAGCGUGGUUUAGGUUAUGAUAUCACGGUGGAUUAUAACACUUUUGGACCUGGGAAUCCUAUUAUCAUAAAUUUUGCCUUCAAAUUCUUUAAAGUUCUAAAAUUAAAAGAAGUAUUUGCUGGAUUAAAAGAGUAUCACAUAUUUAAGGCUUCGGGGAAUACGAAAUUUAUCAAAGGUUAUGUGCUGGAAAGAAAGAUAUCGGAUGAUCAGAUAUCAAUUAAUUUGAACGCUCGUAAUGAAUGGUGGUAUAAUUUGAAGAUUGAGGUGCCGGAGAAUAAAGUUGGUUGGACUACUGAUAGACAUAAUAUUAAAGUGUAUCAUAAAAUUAAAGUCAAGGUCAGGUUUGGAUAUUUGGGACCGAAAAAUAUUAAUUUAGAAAAAUUGGUCAAUAUAGAGAAUAUUAUCAAAGAAUAG